CCGAGAGGGAGGGAGGGAGCGGGAUUGGUGACAGGAACGCCAGAGAGGCUCAGCAAUCGGCGGGAGUGUGGCAGCGGCUUUAUAAACACGGAGGGGGGCUGACAACGGCUCCAAAUUUAACUAGGAAAGAGUAGGCCGGGAUGAGCGAGCGGACUGGCGCUGGAGCGGCGGCUGGGGAGAUGUAUGGGCGACGGAAGAGCAGUGUGGCCGAGGAGCUGCCGCCGCCGAUGAUCAGCGUGGACGUGGCCAGCAUCCUUGUGCAGUUUGCCAAGACUUUUGUGAUUAUCUUCCCGGUUUACGUGCUGGGCUACCUGGGGCUGAGCUUCAGCUGGGUCCUGAUCGGGCUGGUCGUCUUCUUCUGGUGGCGGAGGAACCGUGGCAAGAAGCGCUCCCGCCUGUACAGGGCGCUGGCAUUCCUGGAACAUGAAGAGAAGCCCUUCAAGAGUGAUAUCUCCAGCUUCGACCUGCCGGCGUGGGUUCACUUCCCAGAUGUGGAGAGGGUGGAAUGGUUAAACAAGACGGUGAAACAUCUAUGGCCAUACAUCAGUCAGUUUGUGGAGAAAUUGUUUAAAGAAACAAUUGAACCAGCUGUGAGGGGAGCAAACAGCCAUCUCAGUACGUUUACCUUCACAAAGAUUGAUAUGGGAAGCAAGCCUCUACGAAUUGAUGGGAUUAAGGUGUACAUAGAAAAUGUGGACAAUAGACAAGUUAUAUUAGACCUUCAAAUCAGCUAUGUUGGAAACUGCGAUAUAGACAUUGAGAUCAAAAGGUACUUUUGCAGAGCUGGUGUAAAAGGCAUCCAGAUGAACGGCACACUUAGAGUAAUUCUGGAGCCCCUUAUCGGUGACAUGCCAUUGGUUGGGGCGCUAACACUCUUCUUUCUCCGCAGACCUUUACUUGCCAUUAACUGGACAGGACUAACAAAUCUUCUGGAUGUCCCUGGCUUGAAUGGAUUGUCAGAUACAAUUAUCCUUGAUAUAAUUUCCAACUAUCUGGUGCUGCCGAAUCGUAUCACUGUGCCACUUGUGAGUGAGGUGCAAUUGGCUCAGCUGCGGUUUCCUGUACCAAAAGGGUUUCUAAGAAUAUACUUCACUGAAGCUCAAGAUCUGAUAUGGAAGGACACGUAUCUGAAAGGACUUGCAAAAGGAAAAUCUGACCCUUAUGGCAUUGUUCGUAUUGGUAACCAGAUGUUCCAAAGCAAAACUAUCAAGGAAAAUCUAAAUCCAAAAUGGAAUGAGGUUUAUGAGGCAUUGAUCUAUGAAAAUCCUGGCCAAUUACUUGAGAUUGAACUCUUUGAUGAAGACCCAGACAAAGAUGAUUUCCUUGGCAGCCUUAUGAUUGACCUUGUUGAAGUUCAGAAGGAACAGCUAAUUGAUCAGUGGUUUGAUUUGGAUGAGGUGAGCAGAGGAAAACUGCACUUGAAAUUGGAGUGGCUAUCUCUGCUGUCAGCAGCUGACCUUCUGCCUCAGGCAAUGGCUAGCACCAGAGCUAUCAAAGGAACUGCCAAUGAUGGGCUUUCCUCUGCCUUACUCAUCGUCUAUCUCGACUGUGCCAAGAAUCUGCCAAAUGUCUUCGAAGGAAACUUUGGGUCUGGAUACUUGCGAGAGAGGAGAGCAGCAGGACUAGUAUUUUGUGAAAAUACCUGCUCAAUCUUUAGAGACUUUUUUCGAAACCCUUUUGAAUUUAACCCUGAACGCAUGAAGAAGGCCAAUAUUUCCAAAUCUGUGAAGUUUGGGAAGAAAAUGAACAGUGAGCCGAACCCAUUUGUCCAACUGUCAGUGGGACAUAACACAUAUGAAAGUAAGAUCCGAUAUCAGACCACCGAACCUGUCUGGGAGGAAGCAUUUACUUUCCGUAUUCACAACCCACAAAUUGUGGACCUGGACAUUGAGGUUAAAGAUGACCAUCACCAGUGCUCACUCGGUUCAUUUAAUCUGCCUCUGGAGAAGCUGCUGGAAGCUGAAGAUCUAACUAUGAACCAGCGGUUCCAAUUGAACAAUUCUGGUCCCAGCAGCACUCUCAAGAUGAAGAUAAUGCUUCGAAUACUUGCCAUUGAAAAGAAAGACAAAGCUACAGAUAAUUCCUCAGCUCAAUUAAAGAAGCAACCGUCGCAAAGCAAGGAUAGCAGGAGGUCGACGCCAAAAAUGCAGCCAGUCACCCCCACAGAAUCGAACAAACCAGCCCUUUCUGUUCCUGCUACGGCCAGUGUCAAAAAAGAUGAGAAGAUGGACAAGGUGGAGAUCAGCAGUACUUCUUCCCAGAGUCCCCAGAGGUCCACGAGUCUUCAACAAACUUCAAUUACUCAUGUCACCUCUAGUCCAACAGACUCUCCUUCACACCUUGCGGUCAAAGAAUCAACCCCAAGUAUCGCAUCUGACAUAUCGCUACCCUUUGCUACACAGGAGUUACACCAGAGGCUACGUCAACUGCAGAAUGGAACAACUCUUGGCCAGUCACCACUGGGUCAGAUUCAACUGACACUUCGGCACAGUUCUCAAAGAAACAAGCUGAUUGUGGUUGUGCAUGCUUGCCGUAACUUAAUAGCAUUUUCUGAAGAUGGCUCAGAUCCAUAUGUUCGAUUAUAUUUGCUGCCUGACAAAAGAAGAUCAGGAAGGAGAAAAACAUCUGUGGUGAAACGGCAGUUAAAUCCAGUCUACGAUGAAACAUUCGAGUUCAUUGUCUCACAAGCAGAGGUACAGAAAAGGACUCUGGAUGUAGCUGUAAAGAAUAGUGGUGGCUUUUUAUCAAGGGACAAAGGAUUGCUGGGAAAGCUCUUAAUAGAAAUGACUGAGGAAGUGACAAAAGGCUCCACACAGUGGUAUGACCUGACAGAGGAUGGGACAAGGCACCAGCCCCAGAACUAGAGGAAGUACUAACCCAGUAUCAAUAUCAUUGGUCUCCAAGGCUUUCAGCUGUUUAAGAAAAUUAUUCUGGGAGCACCGGCAUCACAUCUAAAGCUUUGCACACGUGCCAAUGAAUGCACCACAGAUUUUUCAGAAAAUGUCAUCUUCCCCACAUAUAUUUACUGAGUUUUGCACUGCUUAUUGCUUUUUAAAAACACUUACUUUUAUUAGUUAAGAUUUUUAAUUUUUUUAAAAUUAAAACAAUUAUUGAUAGUACAGUGAAUAACCUGUGGUGUACAUGCUGACUGUCCCCUUUGUCAAAAAAAUCUUUCCUGUACAAGACUGUAAAAUACUGCAAGGUAGAAUGUUGAUCCAGAAUUACAUCAGCCUUAUUUCCUGUAGGUUUGCAAUGUAUAAUGUGUAAAUACAGCAAAUAUGAUUUAUGUAUUGAGUAUGCAAAGUCAGAUGUUUGUGAAGGUUAUGGAAAGAAGGAUAUUACAUUUAUUAAAGUGGCAGGCAUGCCUCACUGAGCAAUUGCCUUGUGCUCUUUCUGGUAGCUCUGUAGUAUAUAGUUCUACAUUCAAGUGUGUUCUGUGAAAUGAAAUAUAUAGGGCUUACUGACUUGUCAGGUCUAACACAUUACACAGUGCACUUUGCAGUGAGAAAGGAAUACAAGCCAUGGAGCAGGAAACCGAAACUUUUCAGUUGGCACUCUUCAGAAAUCACUGCAGGGAUUCAAAACCAACUAUUUAUUUUAGUUUCGACAUUCUACUGUAGAGCUGUGAGCACUAAUUAAUGAAGACGUCAAUUACGGGUAGGUGUAGGUGACUUGAGCCUCAAGCCUUCUCUGAUAAUUCAUUACAUGAUGAUAGUUGAUCCAAUUGUUAUUUCAGCUCUGCACUCCCAUCUAAUGCUGGAGACCUUUUACCCCCUCUUGCUUAUCAAAAACCUAUCUACCUCUGCCUUAAAACUAUUCAAAGUCUCACUUGCCACUGCCCCUUUAGGAAGAGAGUUCCAGAGAAUCUCAAUCCUCCAGAGAAAACAUUUUGCCUUGCCUAAGUUAAGUGGGUGACCCAUUAUUCUUAAACUGUGACCACUAAUUCUAAAUUCUCCCACAAGAGAAUUUGUCCUCUCCACAUCCACCCUGUUAAAACACUUUGGGCUACUGCCAUUAAAUUGCCUCUCACUAUUAAACACAGUUGUAUACAAGCCUGGUAUGUACUCAACAUGACCCAUCCAUUCCAGUUACUACUCUACUGCACCUACCUUAAAUAUGGUGACUAGUGCUGUGCAAGGUGUUGUAGCUGUGGCCCUUUUUAACUGAAUCAUAACCAUUGCACUUUUAUAUUCAAUCCUUGCAUGAAAUGCUAACCUUCUUUUAGAUUUCUCAAUUACAUGCCCGAAGUUCACAUUACCCUUUUGCAAAUCAUGCACAGAACACCCAGAUCCCACUGCAUCUCAAAGUUCUGUAAUCUCUCAUCUUUUAGGUAAUAUGCAUUUUUAUUCUAACUGCCAAAAUUAACAAUUUCACAUUAUACUCCAUUUGCCCACUUAUGUAACAUACCUAUACAUUUCCUCUUCGUCUCCUAUGCCCUGGAAGUUCUUUACUCAGACAUUAUCCCUCAAACCCUGGAGUUAUAAUUAUGCUCUUCCCAUAAACUUUCACCAUGCACUGACUGGAUACUGUUUCCAGAUUGUUCUUUGUUGGGGAUGUGUUGAUUGUGUCCUCAGUUUCCUUUCUUUUUAGGCAUGAAUGAAGUCAGAAUCCAUUUUUAUAGUAAAUCAGAAGAAAUAUUCAGACACAGUAUUUAUGUACCAUUCUGGCACUGGAAUCCCUUACUACAGGUAUUGUGUAUGGGUGCAUAUGUGCAUAUUAAAUGUCUUUUGAGAUGUUGCUAUUCUUUUAAUUUCAGAAAGGCAGGUUUUAUUAGAUAAGAAUGGAAACUUUUAGAAAUACUCUGUCACGUAGUAUCUUUGGAAAGAGAAACCAACUUAAUGUUUCAGGUUAAUGAUCUUCAUCAGAGCAACUGUGCAUGAAGAUUUCAUUCAGCUCCAGUAAUACAGAUGGUGGGAUAUAAUGUUCACAACUCCAUUAUUCAGUGGUUUAUUGCUGUUUGAUUUUCAGUAAUAAACCCUGUCUAAUUUUUGUUCUUAAGAGUAUUAUGGGUUUGAGCUUUACAAAUAAGAUAUUGAGAUACUAUUGUCACAUCCAACCCCCCAAAACUCUAAAUUUUGGUUUUCCUUAAGCAGAACUAUAAUCUUGUGUUUAUUAAUAUUACUUACUGUUGUCCUGUUUAUUUUAAAUAAUCAUAGAGCUGAGUAUAUUCUCUACUUGAUUCUAUGUUGGUUGAAAUAAAUUGUUCAAGCCAAACAUAGCAAAGCUCAAUAGGAAUUGUAACACAGGAGCUGCAGAAAAUUAUGAAACUUGAAUCUAAAAUCAAAUACUCUGUAUACAGUAGGCAAAUUAUAAAAACUGUUAAUCAUUUGUUUGCAUUUUAAAAUAUGUAGUUAUUAUCUUUUUGCAGCUUGAAGCAAUACUUAUUUCUGAAUAGAUAAAAAGCUUUUUCCCUUUUUAUGAUAACUGACUUCAGUUUAUUAAUUUAAAUUUAUUUAAUUGAUUUUAAAAUAUUGCAAAGAAUGACUGAAUUUGUACAGUAGUUUGUGAUGCCAACAUAAUGGUUGUAUUUUGUCAUUUCUAAAGAGAGCUGAUUUGCUGACAUUCGUAGUGCAAGUAAUUCUUCAGGUAUAUUAGCAUUUCAAUUUGAUGUCCAUCUUGCCUUGAUUCUUCCUUUCAAAACGUCUAUUCAGAAAUAAACUCCACAAACUAAAUUCCAAACAAAUUAGAAUCUAUAGCUGCAGUUAUCCUUACUUAAGUGGUUGUACCAUAUGUUGCACAAUGCGAUUUCUCUCUUGCGAUUUCCCUGAGACGUGUACUCUGUAACUUUUGUACCGAACAUUGUUCAGAGAAUACUAUAGCUGAGUCAGCCACGUUUCUUUGUUCAAGUUACCAUUGUCUGCUCCAUGCAGGUAUUACUGUGCCUUACAUAUUGAUGUAUAAAAAUAUUAUGGACACUGAUUUGUAUCUGAGGAUGGUCAUACUUGGUAGAUCGUUUUUGUUUUUAAGCUGUUGUAUUUAUGACUUUUUUUGCUGAACUGUUACUGUUAUAGAAUAAAGUAUCUUCUCUUUUGGUUAAAAGAAUUAAAAUGCAUUCAGAGGAAUCAUCACACAGUUCCCUAAUGACAAAUGCAGUUUUUUUCCUCUAUCUACUGUAUUUGCAUAGCCUGUAACAAUUAUUUAUUGGAUUGACAAAUUAAAGGCUGUUAAUUUGCCCUGUGAGGACUUCUUGGCACAAAGAGGAUUUGUCACCAGUGCGAAGUAUUUCUCCAUCUAAAAUAGAAAAAUGUUAGCCUGGGGCAUGCAAUGGAAUUAUUUGUGAUAUCUGUGCACUGGCUUGCUUGAGAAUAUGUAUUGUUCUGUGAAAAUGCUUUGCGUUGCUAAUGGGGGAAAAAUUAAGAGCAUCAACAGAAAGGUAUUGACACUAAGGGAGAAAUAAAGCCAAAGUCUAUCAUUGUAUCAUUGUUUGGGAAAUUUUUAAGUUUUUAGCCCGAAUAUUUUUGCACUUUUUGUUCAACAUAUUACAGUAUGCAGUGCUUCAUAUCAUGUCUUCUAUAUCAAUUGUAUCAACAGGCGGCCAUGUACAAUCAAUAAAAGAUUAAGAAGAUAGAUAAACUUGCUUAUUUAUU
This is a messenger RNA of Mobula hypostoma (lesser devil ray), 6587 nucleotides long. It is a transcript of the gene esyt2b, whose product is annotated as extended synaptotagmin-like protein 2b. The coding region runs from base 141 to 2864 and encodes 907 amino acids. The record is from RefSeq and is a predicted model, not a curated record. Gene Ontology annotation, biological process: lipid transport. Lineage: Eukaryota; Metazoa; Chordata; Chondrichthyes; Myliobatiformes; Myliobatidae. Gene Ontology annotation, molecular function: calcium-dependent phospholipid binding; phosphatidylcholine binding; phosphatidylinositol binding. The transcript has 24 exons. Gene Ontology annotation, cellular component: endoplasmic reticulum membrane; extrinsic component of cytoplasmic side of plasma membrane.